AUGGAGCCCGAAGAUUUGUUUCUGCUUGAGCAAGGACCCGCAUCUUUCUCACUGACAAUAAUGAUGCUGAUCAAAUCAGAAUCAGAACCACCGCCAGAAACUCUGGUCUUCAAGAAAUGGCGUGAGCAAUUCCAUGUUGUGUACGUAUCAGACAAGCUUUGGACAUCGGACAAAAUGCUGCUUGAAGAGAAGGAGAAGUCCGGUUUCUUGCAACCAGUGCUGACAACACUGGGAAUUGAAUCGUUGAAGAAUGUUGCUUCGUCAUGUUGCUAUGUCCUACAAAGGGACAGUGAAUCAGGAUGGUGGAUCAUGUGGUUGGCAGUGAUGAGCUCCAAAAGUGAAAAGGUCGAACUGACUUUGCUUUUUCCACAGAGCAAAACAAAGGCUGCCUUUUGGACGGAAGGGAUGCACAGCUACGUCCUCUCCGACUGGGAUCUCUGCUUGGGUGAUUCUAAUUCCACUUAUGAUUCAUGGGCCCGCCAUGCCAACAUCAUCACUGAACUCGACAACGUGAAAAAGACUGAAUGA
This is a messenger RNA of Cladocopium goreaui, 528 nucleotides long. NCBI's taxonomy places the organism in Eukaryota, Dinophyceae, Suessiales, Symbiodiniaceae. The record is from the annotation of a GenBank genome assembly.